Molecule: messenger RNA, 852 nt
Organism: Rosa chinensis
Lineage: Eukaryota; Viridiplantae; Streptophyta; Magnoliopsida; Rosales; Rosaceae
Product: mitochondrial import inner membrane translocase subunit TIM17-2
Exons: 3
Coding region: 1-852 (283 amino acids)
Biological process (GO): protein import into mitochondrial matrix
Cellular component (GO): mitochondrial inner membrane; TIM23 mitochondrial import inner membrane translocase complex
Molecular function (GO): transmembrane protein transporter activity
Source: RefSeq, a predicted model, not a curated record
AUGUGGAAUGGCUUACCGUGGGAGAGAUGGUCUUACAAAGUGAUCGAAAGACCCUGCUCCGUCACAAAGCCACUACAACAAGCGAGGCUAUUUCCGUCACAACGCACAAGUUCCUCUUCCUCUUUACUCUUAUAUUUCUCUCUCUUCAACCGGCAAAACCCUGAAAACUUAAACCCUGACCGUGAAACUUGUCCGAAGCCGUCCCCGGACCAUGUCGUCAACGUGGUCGGCGGAACCUUCGGGGUAGGCUUCGUCUUCGGAGGCGCCCUUCACUUCCUCAAAGGAAUCUACAACUCGCCCGGUGGCGCGCGUCUCGCCGGCGCCGCCCAGGCCAUCCGUAUCAACGCUCCGCUCGUGGGCGGCCGCUUCGCCAGGACCACUGGAACCGGAACAUCGCCGGCGCUUCCGCCAGAUGCGGCAGGGGUUCGAGCCGACGGCGAGGUCCACCGUCGUGGGAGGGGUACUGUUGGCCCUACUCGAAGGCUUGGAGAUCAUGAUGGACAAGUUCUUGGAGCAGUAUCACCAUCAGCAUUACUGCAUUGGUACGUGACUGAGGAACCUGGUGCUAGUAUGCCCGGUCUACCUGGGCCGGAGGCGGUUGGAUCAGAGGGAAGCCCUGGGCCGGAGGCGGUUAGGUCAGAAGGAAGCUCUAAGCCGGAGGCGGUUGGGUCAGAAGGAAGCGCUAGGCCGGAGGCGGUUGGGUCAGAAGGAAGCUCCUCCGGUGGUUCGUGGUUUGGGAAAGGCAAAGAGUCUGAGGCGGCCAGCAGCGGAAGCGAGACGAAGGUUCUGGAGAGUUUUGAUGCGCCUCCGGUGCAGGGUUUUGAGAUCAAAGUGACGUGGAGGGCUGAUUAG